AUGGCAGACAAUACACAGGAAGGAGAUUUGGGUUUUGAAGUAGUGGAUGCUAGUAGUGCUGCUGCUAUUGAUGAUGAUCCACAGCAACAACAAGAACCGGAGACUAUCGAAGAGGGAUCCUUGAUGGUGGAAGACUCUUCAUUGGUGGAAAGUGUUGGUGUAUCAGAGGAAUUAGUGAGUGGUGAGGCUAUUGUGGUCGAUUCCAACAAUAAUAAUACACAAAUAUCUUCUUCAUCAUUAUUAUUAAAUACAGAAUCAUCAAAAUUAGAUAAUAGUAGCUUAAAAUUACAAAAACCAUCAAUUCAACCAAGAGUAAUUCCUGGACCUCCAAUUUAUGAUCCGAACAAAUUUCCCAUCAUGGAUGGUGGUCAUGGAGGUGUUUUAGUUACCGGAAUGGCAGCAAGUGUUUCAUCUUCUUUGAGUUCUGGUAAUGUGAUUUCUUCAAUUUUAGGUGCAUCAAAAGAAUUUUCAUCAGUGUUACCAUUCCAAUUUCCUUUCGAUUCGUCUUCAAAUGAAAAAUUCACUCUCAGCAAUGUUUAUCAAGAUAAUGCUGAAAAGUUCAAGAAAUUCAAAUAUAGAUCAGUUUGGGGUGCUAAUAAUUUAUUGGCCUAUUGUUGUCAAACUCAUGUAAUGAUCUUUGAUCCAGUUUCUAUGCAACAAGUAACUUCAUUGUUUGGACAUAGACACGUAACAACUUGUGUUGAAUGGUGUGAAAUGUCAAAAUCAAGAGGAAUUGAAAGAGGUAAUACUAAUAUUGUUGCUAGUGGUGAUGAAGGAGGAUGUAUUAUUGUGUGGGAUUAUAAAAAAGGAAGAAAACUUUGCAGUUUUGCUGAGGACUAUGGUAAUACCAAGAAGAGUAUUGUACAAAUCAAGUGGUUGAAUGGUGAUAAUGUUUACUUACUUUCUUUAGCUGCCAAUAAUGUCUUGUCCUUGUGGAAUGUUCAAAGUAAUACUAGAAUUUGGGAUCUUGAAUUCCCUGACACAAUUACAGGAUUUUCUUUGGAUCCAUUUACUUUAAAGUCAUGUUGCUUACCAAGUGAAAGUGGAUGGUCCUAUUUUAUCAAUGAUAUUAAUAUUAAGAAGAAACCAAUCGAUAUUCAAAGAAGACUUCAUGGAAGUAUUGACAAAAAGACAGGAGCCACUCAAACCUCAUUGAAAGAUUUUAUUUGUUCUCCACACACUCGUGAUCAAUUUUAUGUUGUGACCAAGAAGGAGGUUACAACAUUUGAUUUAGCCAUCAAACAAACAAUUCAUGGAAAGCAACUCAAGGGAGGAAGAGCAGACUUCCAAACAUUAUAUCCUAUUGAAUCUGAACCAUCUGUUUUUUACUCUCUUCAUGAUGAUGGAACUGUUUGUGUUUGGGAAUAUAAUGGUGAAAAGUUUGAACCAAAUGUUUGUGAUGUUGUUAGAGGAUCUAAACAUGGUGCAGAUAGACCUGGAUUACUUUACGGACUUUCAAUUUCUCCAAUCGAUCACUCAAAAGUAGCUGCUGUGAGUGCAGAUGGUAAGAUUUGGAUUUGGAGAGUCAACCUUUCACACAAAAUCAAGACACCACCACAAGAAGCUAAGCCAGUUGAAGAACAAGUACCAAGCUCAAAAAUCAAAGUUAACACCAAGUGGAUGCUUGAAGGAUUGGCUGAAUAUACAGGAUCUGUAAUUAGUAGUAUCAAAGUUUCUCCAUUUGAUGAUAAAGUAGCAGUCGGAACAAUUAGUGGGUUACUAUUGGUAUACGAUUUACUUACUGGUAACGUGGUAGUUAAACAUGAUGUAUUUAAUAAUUCUCCUGUAUUGGGUAUUAGAUGGUUUGGAGCAAGUUCUGUUCUCUGCUUCUCAUCUUCAGUCUAUGAAAAGAAGAAGGAUAGAAAAAGUAAUGAAUUGAGAAUUGUCAAUCUCGUUUCUGGUAAACAUACCACAAUUAAUGUUAAUCGUGAGGAUCAACAUAAGAAGGAAGAAUCCAAAGCUGGAGGAAUUAAGGGUAUCAGAAUUAGUAACAGUUACAAAUAUCUUGUAAUCAUUUUACAGGACAGACCAAUAGAAGUAUGGAGAUUGGACACUCUCAAGCUCAUUAGAAUGAUUCCAUUCUCAAAUGUGACAUCUCUUGAAUGGGUUCCACUUUCUAAACAUCACCCAGAACGUGAAUUAUUGUACUUUACAACUACUGAUGGAUCUUUGCAUUUCUAUAAGGUCGAAAAUUAUAAGGUCGAACCAGAUGUUAAAAAACCAAAGGUAUUUGUAAAUACCAUUACUGCCCUAGCUUGGAAGAAUGAUAGACUUGUUUCUGGUGAUGUUACAGGUACCAUUACUGUUUGGGAUUUGCAACACAAAAAAACCAAAACAAUUCAAACACACAGAGGUUUAGUUAAGAAGAUCAGUGUAAGCAAGGAACAUAAUCACAUUUUGGUAUUGUUCAAUGAGGGAGACUUUGGUAUUUGGGACUUGGAUCAAUAUGCCAAGGUUGCCAAUUCUCCUCCACAUAUCAAGGCCGUUGCCUCAGACUGGUCUAGAGGAAAUUAUCCUGUUGUUGCCACAAAUAGUGGUUCCAUCCUUGUAUUUGAUAUUCAACUUAGUACUUGUAACACUAAUGUAUUGUUCCAUACUCGUCUGGAUCACCUUAAGAAUCCUUGCUCACUUAAAUCAGAUGAAGCUCAAUAUUUUAGAGCUCUCAUCGAAAAUAACAAGCUUCCAUUUGAUGAUAUGGUUGAUGAAAACACAAUAAUAGAUGAACCAAAUACAUACAGAAAUUGUUGUGGAGAUGUCAUUGAUAAUAAGAAAGUCAAGGAGCUUUAUGAAAAGGCUCUCGACCACAGAUAUUUACUUCCUCAAAACAUGGUGGUUAAAUUGAAGAAUCCAAGUACAAAUACUGCUGAAAGAUGCUUGAUUGCUGCUGAAUACUUUGGUGAUAAGAUUGCCUAUCAAUUCUGGAAACUUGCUAUUGAAUUUUUGGGCAAAUUCAGCAAGCAAAAUAUCAAUCCUGCUGAUAUUCAAAAAGAGGCUCCACCUGCAGAAGAGGACCACUUCUUCACAGAACAAACAGAACUCGAAAGAUUUGAUUCAAACGUAUGCUAUAGAUCAUCUCUUCCUUCCACUUUUGAUUUAUUAAGAGAUAAUGACUCUGUUAGAAAUGAAGAAAUGAAGAUUUUACAACAACAUGAUCAAACUUUACAACACAAGAUUAAAUCUGGAGCUCCAACAGAACAAAUUCAAGAUUUAUUCUCGCUAGUUGCCAGAAGUGAAAGUGAAUUAUUGCAAAAGGAUCAAGCAGUUAAAACCUUACUUCAAACACCACUCGACAGCAAAAACUUGUAUGCCAACUUUUUACAUGCUACUGUAUUAGCAGCAUCUAACUCACCAUCUCACUUUAAGGAAACUGUACAAUUCGUUGCUAGUUCUUUAAUAUCUUUAAAGAAGGACAAUGAUAUUGAAUUUGGUGUACAAUUACUUUGCUCGAUAGGUGAGGGAUUGAAGGCAUGUAGAAUUUUACAAGAUUUUGAUAUGUGGGAAAAGGCAGCAAGAAUUGCAAAGAGUAUUCUCCCAGAACAUGAGUCCAUAAUUGUACUCACCAAGUGGGCAGAUUAUUUACAGAGCAAUAACCAAUUGUUGAAAUCUAUUGGUGUAUGGAUGAGUUUGGGACUAUUCAAGGAAGUAUUGGAUCUUCUCCAUAAAUCAGAACUCGAUGAUAUUGCCUCACUCUUCACAAAGGCCUAUGACGAGUAUUUACCUCAUCUUCCACUCAAUGAACUCCACAGAUAUUUUGUUUUGAGAGUUUCUUCACCAUCCAAACUAAGUGAACCAUUGUACAGCAGUAGUAAGAGUCAUGAUGAUUUUGAAAUGACAUGUAGAAAGCUCAAAUACUUUGUCUACCAGCAAUAUGCAGUUUUCCUUGAUAAGAUUGGAUGUAAUGAAUUGGCGGAUAAUUACAAAGUUUUAAUUGAUGGAAAAGAUAUUGGACUAACUCUUCCACCUAAUAAUUUAUCAUCUCAAUUACCACCAGAAGAAAGUAACAACUCUUUGGAUUUGAACCGUCAAGAAAGUUGGGUAGUUGUUGAUUCUGAUAACAAUCAACCACCACCAGAAGCCUCUCAAAUCUCAACUGAUAUACCAUCUGAAGACAUACCAACCUCUGCAGAAGAAUAAAUAUUAAAUUUUAUUAU
Molecule: messenger RNA, 4151 nt
Organism: Naegleria gruberi
Lineage: Eukaryota; Heterolobosea; Eutetramitea; Acrasida; Naegleriidae
Product: WD40 repeat-containing protein
Exons: 1
Coding region: 1-4134 (1377 amino acids)
Cellular component (GO): cytoplasm
Molecular function (GO): protein binding
Source: RefSeq, a predicted model, not a curated record